AAAAAAAUAAAACAUUUUGAGUCUGGCCUCCCCUGCGCAUCAAAUCGGAUCGAAGGCAGCGAUCUGAGAAAUGUUUCCCCAAUUCGGGGCGGCGACGGCUGACAGUCUCAGCCGGGCCUCCACUCUUGUCUACCGGAUCGGCACUGAUGCCCAUCUCUACGACGAUCCCGAUGACGUCAACAUUGCUCCUCUUCUCGACAGCCGCUUCGACUCCGAGAAGUGCGAGGCUCUCAAGCGCCUCCUUGCCCUCAUCGCACAGGGUGUUGAUGUCUGCAAAUUCUUCCCCCAGGUAGUGAAGAAUGUGGCGUCUCAGUCGCUGGAAGUGAAGAAGCUAGCUUAUCUUUAUCUUCUCCACUAUGCUGAAAAGCGCCCGAACGAAGCUUUGCUAUCAAUUAACUGCUUUCAGAAAGACUUGUCGGAUCUAAAUCCUUUAGUUCGAGCAUGGGCGCUACGCUCCAUGGCUGGAAUACAUCUACAUAUAGUUUCUCCUCUUGUUUUAGCAGCCAUCAGGAAGUGUGCAAGAGAUCCAUCUGCCUAUGUAAGAAAAUGUGCUGCCAAUGCUCUUUCUAAGUUACUCGACUUGCUUCCAGAGGAAAAUACUGAACUUGAAGAGCUGGUCAAUAUCUUUCUAAGUGACCAUUCACUCGUAGUAGUUGGAGCUUCUGCAGUUGCCUUCAAAACAGUCUGCCUUAAAAAUCUUUCACUCAUUGGCAAACACUUUAGAAGGUUGUGUGAAGCAGUUCCAGAUAUCGAAGAGUGGGGGCAGAUUACACUGAUUGAGAUUCUUUUACGUUAUUUGAUAGCCAGGCAUGGACUUGUAAGAGAGUCUGUCAUGUUCGCUUCAAACGCUACAGAAAGUUUCCAUUCUAAUUGGGAUUCUAAUGGUCUAUCUCGUAAAUUUGAGAAUCAUAGCAGUUCUGUUGAAGAUGUUCCUUAUAACUUCAAUGGAAGCUCAUUGAUGUUAAAAAAUUACAUAGAAGGAUGGGAAGAAUAUUUAUUGCAAUGUGAACGUACAAAUGGAAAUGCUGUCGAAGAUCAAAAUCAGCAGAAGGAUGUGGUUCCAGCAUCCGUGGAAAAUGAUGAUGUGAGGAUUUUAUUGCAAUGUACACUGCCUCUCUUGUGGAGUCAAAAUAGUGCAGUUGUGCUUGCUGUUUGUGGUGUUCAUUGGAUUAUGGCACCAAAGGACAAAGUUGACAGGAUUGUAAAGCCAAUUCUUUUUCUCCUAAGAUCAUUUCCUGACUCGAAAUAUGUGGUGCUUUGUAACAUACAGGUUUUCUCCAAAGUACUCCCUUCACUCUUUGCACCUUAUUACGAAGAUUUUUUUGUACAUAGCUCUGAUAUUUACCAGAUUAGAGCUCUUAAGCUUGAAAUACUCUCCGCCAUUGCGACGGAUGCUUCGAUUCAAUUCAUUUUGGAAGAAUUCCAGGAUUACAUUAAAGAUCCAGAUAGGAAGUUUGUUGCUGACACAGUUGCUGCAAUUGGUAUAUGUGCUCAAAGGAUACCUUCUGUGGUUGAUGCCUCCUUGGAGGGGCUGUUAGGUCUUGCUUCACAAGAAUCAUCAACUAGUAAUGUAUCCCAGAAGGAUGGGGAAGCUUGUAUUUUGGUGCAAGCAAUCAUGUCCAUUAAGUCAAUAAUAAAACACAAUCCAGCAAAGCAUGAAAAGAUUAUUGCAAGAUUAGCUCGCAAGCUGGAUGUGGUGAAGGAACCAGCUGCACGUGCAUUAAUUAUCUGGAUUGUGGGAGAGUACUGCUCUAUUGGGAAAAUCAUACCUAGUAUAAUUCCCACUGUAAUGAAGUUUCUGGCAUGGUCCUUCAACUCCGAAAUGCUUGAAACUAAACAUCAGAUUCUCAACACUGCGGUUAAAGUUAUACUAAGCGCCCAAAAGGAGGAUAGAUUGAUGUUUGAGAAAAUCUUAAGUUAUAUUUUGCAACUCGCAAAAUAUGAUGUAGAUUAUGACAUUCGUGAUCGUGCCCGCAUGGCUGAAAACCUUAUAUCUCCAUGUGAGGCUGAAGACCUAAACCCUAAGUGGCAAAAUGGGAACAAUGCCGGCGAACUUUUGGAAAACAUUUUUCGGGGAAAUAAACAUUCCUCUCGAUUGCCUGAUCAUGAUUUUCGAUUUUACCUUCCUGGUUCGCUUUCACAUGUAGUACUUCAUGCUGCUCCUGGAUACGAGCCUCUUCCUAAGCCUCACAGUCUGCAUGAGAAUUUGUCGAAUGGAAUAGCUGAUGAGGAUGUGAGCAGAGCUUCAUUUGAUUCCGAGUCUUCUACCGAUGAAAAUGGAUCAUAUAAUGUUUCCGAGCCAUCUGCUACGAGUUCAAUAGAGAGUGAUGGAAAUGAGUCAGCAAGUGCUUCGCAUGAUCCAAAUAAUGAUGAAGAUAAGAAUGAAAAUCCACAUUUUCAUCCCUCUGAGUCUCAUGUUGUUAAUGAUCAAACAAGUCGAACCGCAGCGAAAAAUUUGUCAAAAUCCAUCUCUUCAGAUCUAGUCGAUUUGAUGUCAAGGACAGCAUUUGAAUCAUGGCUUGAUGAUCAUCCAGGCUUACCAUCCGAAACAAAACCGAGUAAAUCGUCCUCUACUAGAAUUUCUGUUAAUGAUCUUUGUUUUGCUAUUUCUCGUAAACUUCACACGCUUCUAGAUUCGGCGAAUGGGAAUGGCUUGAGGGUGGAGUAUUCAUUUUUAUCUGAAGCUUCAGAACUUUCCCCUUCUCUAGUAUGCAUUGAACUAUUGUUUUCAAACUGCUCAAAUGAAUUGUUAACUGGCAUAACCAUGGAAGAUGGUGAGCCAAAUAGAAGUUCUGAAGCUUCCGUGCAAGCGCUGGAGAAACCUGAAAGCUCAUUGACCGCUGAUGAUGGUUCAACUAUAAUUCCUAUAGAAGAGAUUAUAGAACUGAAUCCUGGUCAGACUGUAAAAAGAAAUCUUCAAGUUCAAUUUCAUCAUCAUCUUUUACCUCUCAAAUUAGCUGUGCUUUGCAAUGGGAGAAGAUAUGCUGUGAAACUAUGGCCAGACAUUGGUUAUUUCAUAAAGCCCCUUUCUAUGAAUGUUAACAUGUUUCUUGAAAAGGAAUCAGAGUUAAAGGGAAUGUUUGAAUGUGCUAAAAGCUGCUUGUUUGAAAGCCAUAUUGGAGAUCUGAAGCAUGAGGAGCAGAAGCAUAGUUCAUUUAGUACAGACAAGAUUCUUGUAGUCUCUCGAAGCCUGGCAUCAAAAGUACUCAGCCAUGCUAACGUCUUCCUCGUCUCCAUCGACAUGCCCGCUUCGUUCAGCGACGAUGAUGCUUCUGGUUUACAUUUACGUUUUAGUAGUGAAAUAUCUAGGAUUUCAAAACCAUGUCUUACAAGUAUAGCAGUGAUUGAAGGUAAAUGUUAUGAGCCAUUAAAUAUCUCUGUGAAAAUAAACUGUGAGGAAACAGUUUUUGGUCUUAAUCUCUUAAACAGAUUUGUAUCUUUUCUACAUUGAAUAAAGUAUCAUUGUUUAUUAACUUGA
Molecule: messenger RNA, 3478 nt
Organism: Phalaenopsis equestris
Lineage: Eukaryota; Viridiplantae; Streptophyta; Magnoliopsida; Asparagales; Orchidaceae
Product: AP3-complex subunit beta-A
Exons: 11
Coding region: 71-3451 (1126 amino acids)
Biological process (GO): vesicle-mediated transport; intracellular protein transport
Cellular component (GO): membrane coat; AP-3 adaptor complex
Source: RefSeq, a predicted model, not a curated record